Messenger RNA from Oncorhynchus masou masou (cherry salmon), 1306 nucleotides. RefSeq names its product glyceraldehyde-3-phosphate dehydrogenase-like. The coding region runs from base 76 to 960 and encodes 294 amino acids. The record is from RefSeq and is a predicted model, not a curated record. Gene Ontology annotation, biological process: glycolytic process; glucose metabolic process. The transcript is spliced from 9 exons. Lineage: Eukaryota; Metazoa; Chordata; Actinopteri; Salmoniformes; Salmonidae. Gene Ontology annotation, molecular function: glyceraldehyde-3-phosphate dehydrogenase (NAD+) (phosphorylating) activity; NADP binding; NAD binding. Gene Ontology annotation, cellular component: cytosol.
GCCUGCCUCAGGGCCUGCCUGCAGAAGGGAAUCAAAGUCGUUGCCAUCAACGAUCCCUUCAUCGACCUGCAGUACAUGGUUUACAUGUUCAAGUAUGACUCCACCCACGGCCGUUACAAGGGUGAGGUGAGCAUGGAGGACGGGAAGCUGAUUGUGGACGACCACUCCAUCUCCGUAUUCCAGUGUAUGAAGCCCCAUGAGAUCCCAUGGGGUAAAGCCGGUGCCGACUACGUCGUUGAGUCCACCGGAGUCUUCCUCAGCAUUGACAAGGCCUCUUCCCACAUCCAGGGUGGUGCCAAGCGGGUGGUUGUGUCUGCCCCCUCACCCGACGCCCCCAUGUUCGUCAUGGGAGUCAACGAGGACAAGUACGACCCCUCCAGCAUGACCAUCGUCAGUAAUGCAUCUUGCACGACUAACUGCCUGGCCCCCCUGGCUAAGGUCAUCCACGACAACUUCGGCAUCGAGGAGGCCCUCAUGACCACAGUCCACGCCUACACCGCCACCCAAAAGACGGUGGACGGCCCCUCUGCCAAGGCAUGGCGCGAUGGCCGUGGUGCCCACCAGAACAUCAUCCCUGCCUCCACCGGAGCUGCCAAGGCUGUGGGCAAGGUCAUCCCUGAGCUCAACGGCAAGCUGACUGGCAUGGCCUUCCGUGUGCCCGUGGCUGACGUGUCAGUGGUGGACCUAACCUGCCGCCUGUCCCGGCCUGGCAGCUACGCUGAGAUCAAGGCGGCUGUCAAGAAGGCCGCCGAAGGACCCAUGAAGGGAUACCUGGGAUACACUGAGGACUCUGUUGUGUCUUCUGACUUCAUUGGAGACACCCACUCCUCCAUCUUUGAUGCUGGCGCCGGCAUCUCCCUCAACGACAAUUUUGUCAAACUAAUUUCCUGGUAUGACAAUGAGUUUGGAUACAGCCACCGUGUCGCUGACCUGUUGCUGUACAUGCAUUCUAAGGAGUAACUUUCCUGCUCCAGAAAGCUGGAAUGGGACCCCCACCCCUUUUACAUGCACUCACACCCUCCAGUGUCACCCCUAGUACCCCCAGCCCUCCACCACUCUCUACAACACAACUUAGUCUCUGUAGUAGGCUGUGUGUACGAGUAUUUGUUUUUUCCUUUAUGAAAAAGUCCCACUGAGACGGUUUUGACUUGACAGUAUGUGUUUGUCUUCCCAGAACAUUGCCGUGAUGUUUCCAUACUGGCUGUUACCAUGUAAUAUUGGUGUUAAAAUAAUUCUAGUUUAAGAGUCAAGUGAGAGACAAGCUACUGUAACUAAAAAAGUAAUAAAUCUGGAAAAUCUUAACAAA